ACACAAAAUACAAAAAGAAAAUGGGAUCCUCAAAUCUCAAUCUCCUAGCCAUUUUCUUCAUCAUCAUCUUCUCAACCUUGGUUUAUUAUUAUCCCAUUUGCCAAGCCCAGAACACUCCACAAGACUUCCUUCAAGUUCACAAUGAAGCUCGUGAUGAAGUUGGUGUGGGUCCUCUCUAUUGGAACGAGACUCUCGAGUCGUAUGCUCAGAACUACGCCAACGAGAGGAGCUAUGACUGCAACUUGGAGCACUCCGGCGGGCCGUUCGGUGAGAACAUCGCCGAGGGGUACGACGACAUGAAGGGCUCCGAUGCCGUCAAGUUCUGGCUCACCGAGAAGCCUAACUACGACUAUCACUCGAACUCUUGCGUGAAUGAUGAGUGUCUUCAUUAUACUCAGAUCAUAUGGAGAGAUUCUCAUCAUCUUGGAUGUGCUAGGGCUAAGUGUGCCAAUGGAUGGAUGUUUGUGAUUUGCAGUUAUGAUCCACCUGGCAACAUUGAAGGCGAAAGACCAUAUUGAUUGGGAUAUUCAGAUGACUAUAACGUGUUGAUUGUCUGUAAUGUGAACUAUUUAUAUAUUUAGUUGUAUACACAAACACAUGAAUAUUAUAUACAUACACACAUAUAAUAUCUAGAUGUUAUGCGCAUACUCCUUUAGUUUUAUUUAUAGGAUAGAAAAAUUAACCUUUUUUAUAAGAAAUUUCACUAUUUUCUAUCUUCAUAUGUAUUUUUUUUGCUUUUAUUAAAUGUUAAUUUU
Prosopis cineraria is the source of this 755-nucleotide messenger RNA. RefSeq names its product pathogenesis-related leaf protein 4-like. Bases 21 to 518 code for a protein of 165 amino acids. The transcript has a single exon. Gene Ontology annotation, cellular component: extracellular region. Lineage: Eukaryota; Viridiplantae; Streptophyta; Magnoliopsida; Fabales; Fabaceae. The record is from RefSeq and is a predicted model, not a curated record.